This is a messenger RNA of Didymodactylos carnosus, 501 nucleotides long. The record is from the annotation of a GenBank genome assembly. NCBI's taxonomy places the organism in Eukaryota, Metazoa, Rotifera, Eurotatoria, Philodinida, Philodinidae.
AUGGAUAUUGAUCAGUUGUCUAAUCGUCAUCGGUCACAUCUUGUUCUCCUAUGCUAUGUUACUUUAUGUAUAUUUCUAUUAGUUGCCAUAUUUUUUAUCGCAACAAAAGUGUUACAUCGUCGUCGUGCACUAAUACAUGACGUUUACGACAAGCAUACAGCGUUCAAUAUUUUAGAGUUUCGACAAAGUUUAGUUCAUUGUGGUCGACAUGUGAUUAAACAAAAUAGUUUUUAUCCGAAAGUGGUUCAUAGAUUAUUGAAGAGUCUGAAUAAUAAUAACAAUAAUAAUACACGAUUAAUACCACAAAUUCCUGAAUACUUUUAUGAUCAGCAACCGUUAGAAGUGAUUAUUAUUCAUUUGAAACGUGUCGUUCAACAAUGUUUACCUGCUUAUGAAUAUUCCCUACAAGAACAGGAAAAACCAACCAGUAUACGACAAUUCAUAAAUAAAAUGAGAAAAGAGUUUUUGUACAUGGCUAGAUAUUUUACCAAAGGAAUUUAG